Messenger RNA from Fusarium sp. VM40, 1002 nucleotides. The record is from the annotation of a GenBank genome assembly. Lineage: Eukaryota; Fungi; Ascomycota; Sordariomycetes; Hypocreales; Nectriaceae.
AUGAGGGGCGGGACGGACGCCGAGGCCGCCGAGCUUAUGGCGUGGAUAAGAAUAGGCGAGUCGGUUGAAUCUGUCGUUUCCUAUAUAGAGUCCAAGUCCAGGGCUGUUGUUGUAUCUCAAAGAAUUAUCGGUGCAAACAACCAAGCCAAGAGCAAGUUCAUCGAAACACUAUUCGACAGAACAGAGUGGCUCGACGAUCUCGGCUCCCGUACCCAGAGCUACUUCUCAUACAACUUCGGCAACCUCCCCUUCUCCAGCGGCAUCAAAGCGAACCACUAUCCCGCCGUAGCCCAGCAGGGCCAGCUCCAGAACUACUACGCCAAGCACAACUGGGCCACGAUGACGGCCAAUGAUGGCCACGGCGUUGACUCUGUGACCAAAGCCUGGGCAGACACGCUGCAGAAGGCCCGGCAGAUGGUUACUGAGGGUGCGAAUCCUGAUGAUCUGACGGGGACGUUUCCGUCUGUGGCGGCGUUGUUUGAUAAGACCGAGUAUGAAAAUGCGCCCAUGAUUAGUAAAUGGGCUGUUCAAUUCAUCUACAGCGCGAGACGGCAGGAUUAUGUAUUUACGUCCAUGGCUGCUGUGUGGGUUGUUUGGAUUGUCAUGAGAUGGCAGAUCAAUCCCACCCCUGAGACCUAUGCUGAAAUGCCUGAUUGGAUUAGACCAACCGAACUUCAAGUCUUCGUCCCUCAUAUUGACAUGCUGGAUUGCAUAUCAUGGCCAUUCUUCCGAGACUACAUCAUACAGCGUCCAGAAAUGCAGCACGGUGAGCUACAAUGGCUUGCGGCGUGUACUUCAGGCGUACAAGCGUAUUGGCGUGGAACAAUAGAGGAAGCACUAUGUGUUGACGAAGCUACAGGAAAGCGACGGUUCACAGUAGAAGCUGAGGAAGCAGUUAGGGACCUUAAAAAUUGGUCGCUUGCGUCGUCGUACCGUGUGUUCAUGCCUGGUAUCGAUGGGAAUAUCCCUAUAAGAACGGUGGUGGAUGAAACAGCCACAUGA